Molecule: messenger RNA, 4053 nt
Organism: Malania oleifera
Lineage: Eukaryota; Viridiplantae; Streptophyta; Magnoliopsida; Santalales; Ximeniaceae
Product: DNA mismatch repair protein MSH1, mitochondrial
Exons: 22
Coding region: 364-3798 (1144 amino acids)
Biological process (GO): mismatch repair
Cellular component (GO): nucleus
Molecular function (GO): ATP-dependent DNA damage sensor activity; ATP binding; mismatched DNA binding
Source: RefSeq, a predicted model, not a curated record
AUUGUUUUUCCCCAAAUGAAAAAUCUCAAUCGUCGCUGUCACAUGAGCCCCGUAAAAUCCUAUUGCAGUGCAGGCAUUGUCUGCUGCUCUGUGGCGGGAACUGAGGAGUAAGCAGAGCUCUAAAACCCUGCUCGGUGCUCAGGGCCCCCUAAACCCUAGAAAUUUCUAUCUGAGUUACGAUCUCAUUUCCAUUCAAUCAUCUUCCAGAGGGGAUAAAGCGCAGAAAGAACUGCCAAGAAAGUGUUUAGAAAUUUCUACCUGAGUUACGAUCUCAUUUCCAUUCAAUCAUCUUCCAGAGGGGAUAAAGCGCAGAAAGAACUGCCAACAAAGUGUUUCAUCUCGCGAACGCUCUUCAGCACCAUAAUGUACUGGCCAACGGUCAAAACCGUCGUCGUUUCCUUCCCGAGAUGGCGCUCCCUCCCGCUCCUAUUCUGUUCCUCUGUUCCUAACAAGCGUUUAUUUAGCUCUUCUCGGCUUCCACCUAAAAGACGGUGUGAGCGGAUUCACUGUUUUAGAGAACAGAAGGUUUUGAAGGGAACCCCAAAAGUGACCAAAAAAUUGAAGGAUUCAAAAGAAGCCUUAGAUGACAAGGAUUAUUCUCACAUAAUGUGGUGGAAGGAGAGGAUGCAGAUAUGCAGAAAGCCUUCCACUGUCCAACUAGUUAAAAGGCUCUCAUAUUCUAAUUUGCUGGGGCUGGACGUUAAUCUGAAAAAUGGGAGUUUAAAAGAAGGAUCACUGAACUGGGAGAUGUUGCAAUUUAAGUCAAGGUUUCCACGUGAAGUUUUACUCUGUAGAGUUGGUGAUUUUUAUGAAGCUAUCGGACUCGAUGCUUGUGUUCUGGUUGAAUAUGCUGGUUUGAAUCCUUUUGGUGGUACACGUUCAGAUAGUAUUCCAAGAGCUGGCUGCCCUGUUAUGAACCUACGACAAACUUUGGAUGAUUUGACAAAUAAUGGGUAUUCGGUUUGCAUAGUGGAAGAAGUUCAGGGUCCAACUCAAGCUCGUUCUCGUAAGGGCCGUUUUAUAUCCGGGCACGCACAUCCUGGAAGUCCUUAUGUCUUUGGGCUCGUUGGGGUUGAUCAUGAUCUUGAUUUUCCAGAACCAAUGCCUAUAGUUGGAGUAGCUCGCUCUGCAAAAGGAUAUUCAAUAACUCUAGUCCUAGAAACCAUGAAGACAUUUUUAGCUGAGGAUAGUCUGACAGAAGAGGCUUUAGUCACCAAGCUCCGUACUUGUCGUUACCAUCACUUGUUUCUUCAUACAUCUUUGAGACACAAUUCAUCAGGCACUUGUCGUUGGGGAGAAUUUGGUGAGGGCGGGCUGUUGUGGGCAGAGUGUAGUGCCAGACACUUUGAAUGGUUUGAAGGCAAUCCUGUUACUGAGCUUUUGGUUAAGGUAAAGGAGCUCUAUGGACUGGAUAGUGAAGUUGCAUUUAGAAAUGUCACUGUUUCUUCAGAAAAAAGGCCCCGUCCUCUACACCUUGGGACAGCAAAGCAAAUUGGUGCCAUACCAACAGAGGGGAUACCUUGUUUAUUAAAAGUUUUGCUUCCAUCAAAUUGCACUGGUCUACCUACACUGUACAUUAGAGAUCUUCUUCUCAAUCCUCCUCCUUAUGCGAUUGCAUCCACUAUUCAAGCAACUUGCAAACUGAUGAGCAAUAUAUCAUGCUCUAUUCCUGAGUUUACUUGUGUCUCAUCAGCGAAGCUUGUCAAAUUGCUUGAGCUGAGGGAGGCUAAUCACAUUGAGUUUUUCCGAAUGAAAAAUGUGCUUGAUGAAAUAUUGCAGAUGUAUAGAAACUCUGAGCUUAAAGAAAUUCUUCUUUCAUUGAUGGAUCCUACUUGGAUUGCUACUGGGUUGAAAAUUGACUUUGAGACCUUAGUGACUGAAUGCGAAUGUGCUUCACAUAGGAUUGGAGAAAUGAUCUUUCUAGAGGGUGAUAGUGAUCAAAAAAUAAGUUCAUAUCCAUUAGUACCAACUGAUUUCUUUGAGGAUUUGGAGUCUUCAUGGAAAGGACGAGUGAAGAGGAUCCAUUUAGAAGAAGCAUUUGCAGAGGUGCAAAGAGCAGCCGAGGCCUUGUCUGUAGCGGUUUCUGAAGAUUUCCUGCCUAUCAUUAAUAGAAUAAAGGCUUCUACAGCGCCACUUGGAGGGCCAAGGGGUGAAAUAUUAUAUGCUCGUGAGCAUGAAGCUGUUUGGUUCAAGGGAAGGCGCUUCGCACCGGCUGUGUGGGGUGGAACCCCUGGGGAAAAGCAAAUUAAACAACUAAGACCCGCUGUAGAUUCGAAAGGCAGAAAGGUUGGGGAGGAAUGGUUUACCACCAUGAAGGUGGAGGAUGCAUUAAUGAGAUACCAUGAGGCAGGUGCCAAGGCAAAAGCAAGGGUCUUGGAAUUGUUAAGAGGACUCUCUGCUGAGUUACAAAUGAAAAUUAAUAUCCUUGUCUUUGCUUCCAUGUUGCUUGUCAUAGCGAAAGCAUUAUUCUCUCAUGUGAGUGAAGGGAGAAGAAGGAAAUGGGUUUUUCCCACUCUUUUGGAGUUCCAUACUACUGAGAAUAUUGAACCAGUGAAUGGAACUAAAGGGAUGAAGAUCACUGGUUUAUCACCAUAUUGGUUUGAUGUAGCACAAGGCAGUGCUGUACAUAAUACGGUUGAUAUGCAAUCGUUGUUUCUUUUGACAGGACCUAAUGGGGGUGGUAAAUCAAGUCUUCUUCGAUCAAUUUGUGCCGCUUCAUUACUUGGAAUUUGUGGUUUUAUGGUGCCUGCAGUGUCCGCCAAAAUUCCUUUUUUUGAUUCUAUCAUGCUUCACAUGAAAUCUUAUGAUAGCCCAGCUGAUGGGAAAAGUUCAUUUCAGAUUGAAAUGUCAGAGAUCCGUUCUAUAAUUACUGGAGCUACUUCAAGAAGUCUUGUCCUUCUUGAUGAAAUAUGCCGAGGAACAGAAACAGCGAAAGGGACCUGUAUUGCUGGUAGCAUUGUUGAAACUCUUGAAAGAAUUGGCUGUCUGGGGGUUGUGUCCACCCAUUUGCAUGGGAUUUUUGCUCUGCCUCUUAAUACUAAGAAUACUGUACAUAAAGCAAUGGGAACUGUGUGCAUUGAUGGUCAAAUAAAACCUACAUGGAAGUUGAUGGAUGGAAUUUGUAGAGAAAGUCUUGCAUUUGAAACUGCUCAGAAUGAAGGAAUUCCUGAAACUAUAAUCCAAAGAGCUGAAGAGUUGUAUCUUUCAGUAUGCACGAACGGUGUGUCUUCUGCCAGAAAUGACACAAAAUUAGAACAUUUUUGUUCUGAACCAAAUGCAAAUGGCUCUGAUGAAGCCUAUUUUCAACCAAGGGCGAUUAAAGCAGGAGCUGCCCAUCCUAAAACCAAUUCAACAAAUAGAAGAGGGAAUGCACAAAAGGAAGUUGAGAGUGCUAUCACUAUUAUUUGUCAGAAAAAACUGAUUGAUCUCUACAAGCAGAAAAACAUGUCUGAACUUGCAGAGGUCAACUGUGUCACUAUUGGUGCCAGAGAACUACCGCCUCCAUCAACAAUUGGUGCUUCAAGUGUCUAUGUUAUGUUUAGACCUGAUAAGAAACUCUAUGUUGGAGAGACAGAUGAUCUUGAAGGUCGAGUACGUGCACAUCGUUCAAAGGAGGGAAUGCAGAAUGCCUCGUUCAUUUAUUUUGUUGUCCCAGGGAAGAGCAUGGCUUGCCAACUUGAAACGCUGCUCAUCAAUCAGCUCCCUAAUCAAGGCUUCCACCUAACCAACAUAGCUGAUGGUAAGCAUAGGAACUUUGGAACAUCUACUAUCCCUUCCGAAAGUGUGAUCUUAAAUUGAUCAUUGAUCAACCCUCAUUUCUCCAAUCUCCCAUUUUGUAAAGGCUGUGUAGCUUAGCUAGUCAUGGGAUACACAUAUAUUAUGUAAUUUAAAUGUCAAGAUGAAGGAUGACAAAACUGUAUUUGAAGUGGGGCAGCAGUUUUGGUUUUUGAUGUCAGUUGUUCCAUUGUAAUAUGAGCUCUUGCAUUCAAGCUGUUUUGUAGCUUCCUCUUCAUUUAUAUUAAUUGUUUCCCAUGGUUUGGAUGUUGCCUUUGA